Microthlaspi erraticum is the source of this 1641-nucleotide messenger RNA. NCBI's taxonomy places the organism in Eukaryota, Viridiplantae, Streptophyta, Magnoliopsida, Brassicales, Brassicaceae. The record is from the annotation of a GenBank genome assembly.
AUGGAACUCUUGCUUCCACACCCAUCAAACUCAACGCCUCUCACCGUCCUCGGCUUCUUAGACCGAGCCGCCUCCGUCUACGGUGAUUGUCCGUCCGUCCUCUCCCCAAACACCGUCCACACUUGGUCAGAAACCCACAACCGCUGUCUCCGAAUCGCCUCGGCUCUCACUUCCUCCUCUCUCGGGAUAAACCGAGGACAAGUCGUCUCCGUCGUUGGCCCCAACGUCCCCUCCGUAUACGAGCUUCAGUUCGCCGUCCCCAUGUCCGGAGCCGUCCUCAACAACAUCAACCCUCGCUUAGACGCACACGCACUCUCCGUCAUCCUGCGUCACAGCGAAUCCAAGCUCGUUUUCGUCGACCACAACUCCAUCUCUUUAGUCCUCGAAGCAGUCUCGUUCUUGGGAAAACAUGAGAAACCUCACCUCGUCCUCCUCCACGACGACCAAGAAGACGACUCUUCCUCCGCAUCGGAUUUUCUUGACACGUACGAAGGCAUCAUGGAGGGAGGAGACUCAAGAUUCAAAUGGAUCCGUCCACAAACUGAAUGGCAACCGAUGGUGCUCAACUACACUUCUGGAACGACGUCGUCUCCCAAAGGAGUAUUGCUUAGCCACAGAGCCAUUUUCAUGCUCACUAUCAGCUCCUUGCUAGACUGGUCCAUACCAAACCGGCCGGUUUACCUCUGGACCUUACCCAUGUUCCACGCCAACGGUUGGGGUUACACUUGGGGCACCGCUGCCGUCGGAGCCACUAACAUCUGCACGCGUAGAGUCGACGCGCCGACUAUUUACGACUUGAUCGAUAAGCAUCACGUGACACACAUGUGCGCUGCACCGAUGGUUCUCAACAUGCUCACUAACUACCCUUCACGUAAACCGCUAAAGAACCCGGUUAAGGUUAUGACGGCCGGAGCUCCACCACCGGCAGCAAUCAUCUCCCGAGCAGAAUCACUCGGUUUCAAUGUCGGUCAUGGGUACGGUUUAACGGAAACCGGAGGCCCGGUUGUGUCAUGCGCUUGGAAGAGUGAGUGGGAUCAUCUUGAUCCGGUGGAGAGAGCAAGACUGAAAUCAAGACAAGGUGUAAGAACCGUUGGAUUUGCGGAAGUCGACGUGAGAGACCCGAGAACAGGGAAGAGUGUGGAGCACGACGGAGUUUCUGUAGGAGAGAUCGUUUUCAAAGGCGCAUCGGUUAUGCUCGGUUACUACAAAGAUCCCGAAGGUACCGCGGCGUGUAUGAGAGAGGACGGGUGGUUCUACACCGGAGACGUUGGGGUGAUACACGAAGACGGUUACUUGGAGGUUAAAGACCGGUCAAAGGAUGUGAUCAUAUGCGGAGGAGAGAACAUAAGCAGCGCGGAGGUUGAGACGGUUCUGUAUACGAAUCCGGUGGUGAAGGAAGCUGCGGUGGUGGCUAGACCGGAUAAGAUGUGGGGAGAGACGCCGUGUGCAUUUGUGAGCCUGAAGUAUGAUAACAAUGGUGAUGGGUCGGUGACGGAGAGGGAGAUAAGGGAGUUUUGUAAGACGAAGUUACCAAAGUAUAUGGUUCCGAGGAAAGUGAUUUUUCAGGAGGAGCUUCCAAAGACUUCUACAGGGAAGAUUCAGAAGUUUCUUCUCAGACAAAUGGCAAAGUCCCUGCCUUGA